AUGCCUCAAAAGAUGAGUGAAAUGUGCAAUCCUUCAUAUAUUGAAAAUGACGUAGAAAGUGAUCACAUUCCACAAACGAUUGAAUUAAGAACUGGCCCGGUUCACACACAGCACAUAUUCGUUAGAUAUGAUAUCAGUAGAAUUGAUUGGAAUCACUUCAAUUUUUUCAUCAGAAUGAAACUUGGUGGUAUAGAUUCUUUGAGGAUUUCGAAACCGAAAGAUAUCGAUAACCUGGAUAACAAAUUAAGAUGCUUAUUACUGAGUUAUCUGGAAAAUUAUGGAAAAAGAAAAAAUCUCCUACAGCAGGAGAAUAUGAUAAUAGGAGUAGAAGAACGUUCUCUACGUCAGGAGAAGAAUAAAUUAGAAAAUAAGUUAAGGAGGUGUUGGGAUUUCUUUGACUCCCAAGAACUUAAAGUUCAGAUCAAGUUAAUAAAGAGGAAGAUAAUAGAUGUUGUAAAGAAGAAUGAAGAAAAAAUAUGGAAAAGGGAAUGUUCAAAGCUACAUCGACAGAAUCCAAAAUUUUGGAAACUAUUUGCAAGAAUGGUUUCGCCAAGUAAUGAAAAAGAAGAAAUUUCUCUGAAAUCAGAUGAUGGUUUCACUAUUCCGAAGGAAGAAAUACCGGAUAUAUUACAUCGAAGAGGAUCUUUUAAGGAUCAUAUCAAAACACGAAGAGAGAAAGCUACAGGAAUGUUGAAAUUUUUAACUCGAUUUCAUUUGGAGCCUGAAACUUUCCUUUUUGUGUAUUCUACAUGUAUUGAGCCAUUCUUGAUAUAUGGCUAUCAAGGAUGGUAUAGAUCCGAAGAAAGUAGCAUUUUUGUAAAAAAAUUGGAAAAGACCAGAAGAUUUGCUAUUAAAUUGGCAUUUGGAUCGGACUUAAAUUCAAAAAUCGAAAAUGCUUAUGACGUUAAACGUUUCACAAAAUCAAUUCACAAACGUGCAAUUAACGAUCUUAAAUUUAACAAACAGAAGAUUCUUGGAAUUAAUCCAAAUUAUGGAAGAAGUUCUCGUUUUUCGAAACUCAGAUAUUCAUCAAUUGAUUCUGAAAUCAUUAUCUGGAUAGAUUACAUGGAAUUUAUUGGAGUUUGCCUCAAUGAGGAGAUAAUUUUAUCUGAAGCAGCUAAAUUUGCUGCGUUAAACGGUCUCUCCGAAUUUAAAUCCAUCUCGAAACACUUACCAACAUCCCACACCCAACAUGGCUUCAAACCACUGCACUCAACAACCACUCACUUAACAACGCUUUCCCAGUUCGUCCUGGACGGCUUCAAUGUGAAGAGGCCCCCUAAACGAACAGUUCUAGCUUCCAUCGACAUAUCUAAAGCUUUUGACAGCGUCCCCCGUUGCGGUCUCACCAAGAAAAUUCUCACGACCGGCCUAGACUCAAACUACAAAUCCUGGCUUGCUAACUUCUUAUCGGGCCGCAUGGGCUACGUCUCCCUCAUGGACCAUUGUUCCAAACAACGCUAUCUUCCAAACGGGGUACCGCAGGGUUCCGUGCUGUCUCCAUCCCUGUUCAAUCUUUACUUGCACGACUUCCCGGCAAACGACCCUAACAACUUGACACUAUCUUACGCUGACGACAUUAUUAUUGCCUCAAAACACGAAGACUACAAAGCUGCCUCCUUCAACCUUCAGCAACAACUCCACUCCGUUGAGAAUUGGCUCUGA
Messenger RNA from Octopus sinensis (East Asian common octopus), 1665 nucleotides. RefSeq lists its product as uncharacterized. Lineage: Eukaryota; Metazoa; Mollusca; Cephalopoda; Octopoda; Octopodidae. The record is from RefSeq and is a predicted model, not a curated record. The transcript is spliced from 4 exons. Bases 1 to 1665 code for a protein of 554 amino acids.